UCACAAUUGUCAUUACACUGCUGUGUUUAUGUCAAUUGCAGUCAAUUGUCAUUGCCAAAAAUUGCAAUACUUUGUUUUGAUUUAGAAUUUUAUAUUUAUCAUAAAAAACGUAGUUAUACUUUCACUGUUGAGCAAUAAAUGCGUUAUUGACGUACAUUACCUACAACAGUUGGUGUUGAUGUUUAGUGUUUUCGUGUGAAUUGUAAUGUUUUGAAGACAAGAGAUUAUUAACACAAUGGGUAACCAACUUGUUGGUGUUGCACCGUCUCAGAUAUAUCCAGUGGAACACUACCUCAGCGACCAUGUAGAUUUGACGUUCGAUCAGAGCCUUGGCUCAACAAGAUUCCUGAAAGUGGCGAGGGCGCGGUCCCGCGAAGGUCUAGUGGUCGUUAAAGUGUUUGCGGUACAUGACCCAUCAUUACCGUUGGCUGAACACAAGGAGCGAAUAUUGAAGAUUAAAGAGCAGUUGGUUUCGGCAUUCAAUUGUUUACCCUUUCAGAGGGUUAUACUGACAGACAAAGCAGGGCUGCUCAUGCGCGAAUACUGCAAGUGCAGCGUCUACGACAGGAUGUCGACCAGACCGUUCCUAACCACGCUAGAGAAGAAAUGGAUUACAUUUCAAGUGCUGUAUGCCUUACACAGAAUGCAUAAGAUUGGAAUUUGUCAUGGUGAUAUUAAGCUAGAGAAUAUAAUGGUAACAUCAUGGCUGUGGGUGUUGCUUACUGACAUAGCGUCGUUCAAGCCGACGUUCCUACCAGAUGAUAAUCCAGCCGACUUCAGCUACUUCUUCGACACUUCUAGAAGGAGGUUGUGCUAUGUAGCCCCUGAGAGAUUCGUCAGAGCACCCGACCCACACAGCAAAAGUGACAGUGAUGAUAAGUCAGGAGGGCUGUUACUCAGCGAGUCGCCGUGUAAAGUGGGCGAGUUAGUCCCAAGCAUGGACAUUUUCUCAGCGGGCUGCGCUCUCCUAGAAUUAUGGAAUGAUGGCACACCAGCGCUAGACUUGCCUGGUCUUCUUGCUUACCGUAAUGGAGAGGAUAGACCUCCAACAAUGACCCUGGGGGAAGGUUGUGAACCGGCCCUUAGAGAUUUACUGCACUCUAUGACCGAACGGAACCCUAAGGACAGACGCAGUGCUGAACUGUACCUCGAUGAGGCUAGAGGAAAGCUUUUCCCCGAAUACUUCUACUCAUUCCUGCAAUCGUACAUGCUGAUAUUCUCAGCGCAGCCCAUCCUACCACCAGACGAGAAAAUACUCCGUAUCCACCAGGACAUAAGGAACAUAAUAAAGAUCUUCACUCAACCCUCAGACGCUAAAAACUACAAGGACUUGGUCGAAGAGACCACGGAACACACAAAUGUAGACAACAUAGACAAUUUGAAGGAUGGUUUUAAAGUGUUGAGUGUUAAUGUGAAUGAUUAUGAUGAUGAACCUGAUGAUAAGUCGCCUGACGGUCAGGAUUUAGGGCCGGACAGUGAGGGGUUGAUUCUGAUUACGUCAUUGGUGACGUCAUGCAUCCGCGGCUUGCAUCAUUGCACGUCCAAAUUGUACUGUUUGGAGAUACUGCAGUUGUUGUGCGAGAAUUCUAGUUCGGAGACGAUUUUGGAUCGAAUAUUGCCGUAUAUUAUCCACCUGUCGCAGUCGUCGGUGGCGCGCGUGCGCGCGGCGGGCGUGUGCGCGGGCGCGCGCGCGCUGCGGGCGGUGCGGCGCGUGCCGCCGGGCGACUGCAACGUGUUCCCCGAGUACGUGCUGCCCGAGCUGGCGCCGCGCGCCACCGACCCCGCCGUGCCCGUGCGCAUCGCGUACGCCAACAAUAUCGCAAAAUUAGCGGAAACCGCUGUUCGAUUCUUGGAUCAAACGCAGAACAUGAUCGAUAAGGAAGCUGCUAAUAUUAACUAUGAAACUGAACUAUCAGCAUUACACGAAAUGGUGCGGUCAACAGUGUCCUAUCUCUUAACGGACUCGCAAGCUGUCGUCAAGAGAGCGCUGGUGGAAAAUGGCAUAACGAAACUUUGCAUAUUCUUCGGUAAACAAAAAGCAAACGACGUGAUCCUCUCUCACAUGGUGACGUUCCUCAACGAUAAGGAGGAGGUGGCUCUGAGGGGCUGUUUCUUCGAGAGGGUUGUCGGUGUUGCGUCCUAUGUUGGGCAACAUGCCGCGCCUAUACUGGUGCCGUUGUUGCAACAGGGUCUAACUGACCCGUCGGAGUGGAUCAUAGCGAAGGCUCUCCGCGCCACCACGAGCCUGGCCGAGCUCGGACUGCUUCCCAAACAGAGUCUGUGCGACCUCGUGGCGGAGAGUGCCGUCUGUCUCGCUCAUCCUAAUUUAUGGAUCCGGCAUGAGGUGUGCGGGCUAGUGUCGUGUGUUGCGAGUCUGCUGAACCCUAUAGAUGUGAACUGCAAGAUAUUGCCACUCGUGUGGCCGCAUCUUAAACACAAACUCAUACAGGUGGAACGGGCAGAGCUCCUGCUGGAGAGUUUAGCUGAUCCUAUCCCGAGGAAGGUCCUGGACGCGGUGCUGCGGCACGGAGACGUGGACCGGCUGGUGCAGACCCUCAGGGAGCGGAGGAACACCAGGUUAAAGGUAAAACAAGGCACGAUGCCGCAGUACUCCGAGAUGGGACAGCAACUCAGGAACCUGUUUCGAAGACUCGCGUCGGACGGUAUGACAGAACACGUAGAGAACCAACUGCUGGCCAUGAGCGCGCAUCUCAUCAAAAUACAGAGUUCGUCUACACAGCACAUAACAGACGCCCCCGGUCGUCUAUCGUUGACCAACACCGCGAUAUCCCGCUCCGUACAACUCGACUCCAACGUGGGCGACACGCUGCAGCACAAUGCCGCCAAAUUGUACUCCUCUACACAGACUAGACGGACUCAUAAGACGUCGGUAACGCACGAGACUCACAUGAACACUGAGUGGCAACACAUGUUCGGACAAUCGCAGGACCAACAUUCUAGAGUAACCGAGUCGGUGUCUGGGACGGGCGUGUCGUGUGGCACGAGUGUGGCGGCGUCUCACACCGCGUCCGCGCAGCCGCACCACUCGCAAAUGGGCCACAGUGCCAGCUACGUGCAGUAUAGCAUGGCGCCUUGUCGUGUGGAAUUGAGAGACUUAACUGCACGGAUGCAACAGAAAUUCCAGAAAUCAUUAAGGAGCCACGAUAACAUAGAAGACAACAGCGAGGAGAUAAUACCGCCGCCAUCUUGGCGACCCGGCUCGCAGCUCCUGGCGUACUUACACGAACACAAGUCUCGCGUGAACCAGCUGGUGACCCUGCCGGCGCACCGCAACCUGUUCGCGUCGUGUUCGCACGACGGCACCGUGCGGCUGUGGGACGCCGCCAAGUUGCAGGGACACGCGCAUAUAAAUAGGUCUAAAACAAUGUACAACAGGAGUGCUGGACCGGUGUUGUCUUUGGUUUCGUGUGAAAACGGACAGUCUUUAGUAGCCGCCACGCAGGAAGGAUCGAUAUUUGUGUUAAGGGUAGACAGCGGGUCAUCCCGCAUGACGCUAUCCCAAUGCAGACAGCUGGAGACGAGCGUGGAGGGGGAGUGGUGCGCGCUGGCGUGCGCCGGCGGGGUGCACGCCGGGGUCAUAUCCUACGGGACCCUGCGCGCUGCUGUUGUGGGCUGGGAUCUGAGGGCGCCCGGCAACGCGUGGAAACUGCAAGGUGACCUGAAGCAGGGCGUGUACACGUGCCUGUACGCGAACAGCUGCGGGUACCUCGCCGUGGGCACCUCGAGCGGCGCCGUGUGCGUGUGGGACCUGCGCUUCCAGCUGCCCAUCACUACUGUUAGACACCCUAACUCGGAGCGCGUGCGGCGGCUGGCGGCGCGCGGCGGCGCGGGCUCGGGGCUGUGGGCGGCGGCGGGGCGCGACGCGGGCGCCUGGUGCCUCGAGGCGGCGCAGCGCACGCACGCGCUGUGGCCCAGCACCAACGCGCCGCAGCCGCUGCACUACACGCCGCCCGCCUCACACUACAUAAGCGCAGUGUUCAGCGGCACGCGGGAAGGUUCUAGAUUCCUCAUAACAGGAGGUUCAGACCAAAGGAUCAGAUACUGGGAUCUCGAACACCCUGAGGACUCGUACAUAGUAGUGCACGCCCCCGCCGACCAUUUGAGACAUACACCCAAUGCGGUUAAAUACAGGAGUCGAAUAAUAGACGGCACGACUGUCAUCCAAGAGUAUUCUAAAGUCAACCCAAGCACACCCACAAUCAUAGAAGACAAUGUGUACCGCAGCGUUGAAUCUAGAAGCUUCUACCACACCGCUCCAAUCACAGACCUAACCCUGGUUGAAGGUGUCAAACCCUACUUAGUAAGCUCAGCUGCCGACGGAGUUAUCAACGUUUGGAAAUAAUAUACCACUAGGUGGCGUCACUGAGUAAGCGGCCAUUUUGAAUUUGCUGUCAGAUUUCCCGCGUCAUUUUUGACAUAUUCAUGAAUGGAAUGGUAAAUACAAUGUAUGAAUGCGAAGUGAUUAGAAACUUGGAAUUGAUUACAAUCUUAUGUCUACAACCAUAUGACUGAUAUUAGUUUACAGAAAACAGGAGAUGCCGAGGGGUCAUAAGAGGCCAUUAAUUAUUUCUUUAUACGUAGAAUCCGUUUAUUAUGACUUCGCCUAUAUCGACCAAUCGCUUAUUAUGACGUAAUUAUAUAACGAAGUUUGGUUUCCAUAUAAAAUUCUUUGUACAAAAGUCAUUUCACAAAACGUUUUGUAUGACAUCCGCUUAUUAUGAUGUGUUUGUCAAUUCCCUUCGAUUUCACUAUAAACGGAUUCCACUGUACUUAAUAAUAGCUGUAUGAAUAGACAUAAGAUUUUAAUACUGUGUUAUGUUUCUUUACUUACGCUAGCUGAAUACACUCAAAGUGCUGCCAUCUGGUGAGACAAAAAUAUUGAUUGUACAGAUUUUCGCUAUAUUUUAUUAUUCACACACAUAUACAAUACGACGCCAUUUUUAAAUUUGUUAUUGAAUUUUACAAUAGUCAACUUUUAUCAUUUUCAAUGUUAUCCACUCAAUAUUUUAGCAGUUUUAGUAAACCUUAUAUUUAUGAUAACCAAUAUAUAUUUUAGCUUUGCAAGAUUUUCAAUUAGAUUUCAUAGUUAGAUAAAUAUACCAUGUUUAAAUAAGCCCUCAGUUACGUGUAGUUUUGGCGAAUGUAAAGAUCAUCAGUUAAAUAUAUUAUUACAUAGUAUUAUAGUUGACGUUUUGUUAUUGCUUGCAAGUUGGUAUGAUUCUCAUGAAAGGUCACUGUAAUCAAUUUCGGGGUUUGAGUUAAUAAUUCAAAUUUUUACGAUGCGUUAUUUGUUUUUAAAGUUAGUAAAAUCGUUCAUCGCUCUUUUUUCCGUGCCUAAGAAUCUAAUUAUAUGCGCAUUCUUAAAGAAUUUAAUAAAUUAAUCUAAUAAAUAAUCCACCUUGGUGUAAUCUUCAUAUUUCGGUGUAAUCGUUGGGUCAAACAGUCAUUGUUUCAAAAUACUUAGGUUUACUCAUCUUCUUCUCUAUAUAUGAAAUAUAAUGAUUUUUUAUCAUAAUAUGCACGUUGUAUUGCAGAGCCCUAUUUCCUAUGCCAUACUUUAUCGUGACAAUUCAUAAAAAAAAUAAAAAUAUUCAACUCGUCGCGUUUAUAACAAUUGAAAAUUGCGUAAGGAAUACCAUUCCGCGCUAAUUUCACGAAGUAACACGGCCAUGUUACCAGUUUACAAAGUCAUAGAGAAUAAAGCCCCAACAUGACUCAAAUUCGACAACGAAGUAAGUCAUAUAAGUAAUCAUAAUUGGGAAUUUGAGUUGGUAACAUGCUGUUCCUUUUUUGAAAUGCUUUAAACAUCCUAGUACCGCCAUCUAUGAUUAAUAUAUCUAAUUAAUUUAUAUCCAAUGUUAACAGAGGGCGCUAUAAUCAACUUACAUACUUACUGUAUACCCUCAAAGAAAGUUGUUAAUAGAUUGAAAUUAAACAUUUGAUCUGUGAUUAUUUACGUUAAUACAUUAUGUAUAAAUAUAUAAUUUUUCUAGUGAAAAGAUAAGUCGUUAUAUGACUGAUUGUUAUUUAUGUUCCCUUUUUAUUUUUCCAUAGAUAUUGCUUAUUUAGAUAUUGUAAAUAGGUUAAGAUAUUUUUAUAUUAAAUCCAUAAUUCGUUA
This is a messenger RNA of Manduca sexta (tobacco hornworm), 6139 nucleotides long. RefSeq names its product phosphoinositide 3-kinase regulatory subunit 4 (gene Vps15). The transcript is spliced from 28 exons. Gene Ontology annotation, cellular component: nucleus-vacuole junction; phosphatidylinositol 3-kinase complex, class III, type II; late endosome. Gene Ontology annotation, biological process: late endosome to vacuole transport; autophagy of peroxisome; protein phosphorylation. Lineage: Eukaryota; Metazoa; Arthropoda; Insecta; Lepidoptera; Sphingidae. Gene Ontology annotation, molecular function: protein binding; protein serine/threonine kinase activity; ATP binding. The record is from RefSeq and is a predicted model, not a curated record. Bases 236 to 4363 code for a protein of 1375 amino acids.